Messenger RNA from Dictyostelium discoideum AX4, 2025 nucleotides. RefSeq names its product nucleolar GTP-binding protein 1 (gene nog1). Lineage: Eukaryota; Evosea; Eumycetozoa; Dictyosteliales; Dictyosteliaceae. Gene Ontology annotation, cellular component: nucleolus. Gene Ontology annotation, molecular function: GTP binding. Bases 1 to 2025 code for a protein of 674 amino acids. The transcript has 3 exons. The record is from RefSeq and is a predicted model, not a curated record.
AUGGUUCUUUAUAAUUUCAAAAAGAUUCAAGUUGUACCAACAUCAAAAGAUUUCAUUGAUAUCGUUUUAUCAAAAACUCAAAGAAAAACUCCAACUGAAAUCCAUAAACAAUAUGCAAUUGGUCGUAUUCGUACCUUUUAUAUGAGAAAAGUUAAAUAUACAGCACAAAGUUAUCAUGAAAAAUUAACUCAAAUUAUUGGUGAUUUCCCAUUAUUAGAUGAUAUUCAUCCAUUUUAUGCAGAUCUUAUAAAUGUAUUAUAUGAUAAAGAUCAUUACAAAUUGGCAUUAGGUCAAUUAAAUACAGCAAGAAAUUUAAUUGAUAAUUUAUCAAAAGAUUAUUUAAGAUUAUUGAAAUAUGGUGAUUCAUUAUACCGUUGUAAACAAUUGAAGAGAGCUUCAUUAGGUAGAAUGUGUACAUUAAUGUUAAAACAAGGACCAUCUUUACAAUAUUUGGAACAAGUUAGACAACAUUUAGCUCGUUUACCAUCAAUUGACCCAAAUACACGUACCUUAUUAUUGACUGGUUAUCCAAACGUUGGUAAAUCAUCAUUUAUGAACAAAUUAACACGUGCCAACGUUGAUGUACAACCAUACGCUUUCACCACUAAAUCAUUAUUCGUUGGUCAUACCGAUUUUAAAUAUAACACAUGGCAAGUUAUCGAUACUCCAGGUAUUUUAGAUCAUCCAUUAGAUGAACGUAAUACAAUUGAAAUGCAAUCUAUCACUGCUUUAGCUCAUUUACAUUCCUGUGUUUUAUUUUUAAUUGAUAUUUCUGAACGUUGUGGUUAUACAAUUAAACAACAAGUUGAUUUAUUCUUUAGUAUUAAAGCAUUAUUUUUAAAUAAACCAUUAUUAGUUGUAUUAAAUAAAAUUGAUGCAAGAAGACCAGAAGAUGUACCAGAAGAUGAUUGGAAAUUAAUUCAAUCAUUAGCAGAUCCAGCAAGAGGUGGUAUUGGUGGUACACAUUUAAUACCAAUGUCAAAUUUAACAGAGGAGGGUAUUGCAAAGGUAAAGGAUACAGCAUGUUCUAUACUUUUCGAAGAGAGAGUUGAGAAGAAAUUGAAAUCAACUCGUAUUGAAAAGGAGAUUCAUAGACUUCAUUUAGCUCAACCACAAGCAAGAGAUAAGAAAGUACGUGCACCAUGUAUUCCAGAAUCUGUAAUUGCUGCAGCUCGUCAAGCUGAUAUGGACGAGGAAUCCGAUUACAAGAAACCAACACUCACAGCUGCAAUGAUGGAAAUGAUUGAAGAACAUGAAAACGACGAGAAAUACGCCCAAGGUAUCAUUCCAAUCUAUGAUGUCAACGCUUGGAAGAAGAAAUAUCUCCUCAAGAAUGAUGAAUGGAAAUUCGAUAUCGUACCAGAGAUUAUCAAUGGUCAAAACAUUGCUGAUUUCGUCGAUCCUGAUAUCCUCAAACGUUUGGAGGAAUUGGAGAUGGAAGAAGAAGCUUUCCUCGAAGAGUUAAAGAAUGCCGAAGACGAUGAAGAAUCUGAUCUCGAUGAAGAGAACGAAGCACUCUAUGACGAAAUCCAAGAGAAGAAACACGAACUUCGUAUCAAUCAUCAAAUUAAAGACUCUUCAAAACCACAAUUAUCCAAAGGUCGUAGAGGUAUCGAUACUAAAGAGAUGGCUUCUCAUUUGAAAUCUAUGCAUCAUGAAGAUGAUGAAAUCGGUGAUAUCAUCCAAAGUGUACGUGAUCAUUCCAAGUCUCGUAUCUCUGGUAAGAAACGUUCUCGUUCAGCCUCACGUUCAGACUCUCAAGCUCCAACCUCUGAAGAAAGAGGUCUCUCUCUCAAUCGUUCAAAAUCACGUCAACGUUCUACCACCAGAAUCGCUUCUCCUGCUCCAGGUGAAGGUUUCCAUGAUUUGGCUCAAAAAGAAAAAGCUGAUAAACUCGAUAAACGUUCUCGUAAGAAGAGAAAUCAAGAUGGUAGAAAAGGUGAAUCCGAUCGUCACGUUUACAAUCUCAUGCCAAAACAUUUAUUCUCUGGUAAACGUAGUGGUGGUACAAAUGAUUUCAGAUAA